Molecule: messenger RNA, 2063 nt
Organism: Exaiptasia diaphana
Lineage: Eukaryota; Metazoa; Cnidaria; Anthozoa; Actiniaria; Aiptasiidae
Product: neuronal acetylcholine receptor subunit alpha-10-like
Exons: 5
Coding region: 1-1512 (503 amino acids)
Biological process (GO): regulation of membrane potential; signal transduction; chemical synaptic transmission
Cellular component (GO): membrane; neuron projection; synapse
Molecular function (GO): neurotransmitter receptor activity; extracellular ligand-gated monoatomic ion channel activity; transmembrane signaling receptor activity
Source: RefSeq, a predicted model, not a curated record
AUGACCCCGAAUCUGAUCGCGAUGCUUUUCUUGAUAUAUUAUUGGGCAGGUGCAUCUUUUGUUCAGUCUGCCCGUAGUACAGAGAGUCGCUUGAAGGAGCACCUUCUAAAAGAGUACGAUCCCAGUACACGUCCAGUGAAAAACAUAUCACAAGCUGUUGGUGUUAGAUUUGGUAUAAAUCUACAGCAGAUUAUUGAAGUGUCUGCCCGUAGCACAGAGAGUCGCUUGAAGCAGCACCUGCUAAAAGACUACGAUCCCAGCACACGUCCAGUGACAAACAUAUCACAAGCUGUUGAUGUUACAUUUGGUAUAAAUCUACAGCAGAUUAUAGAAGUGUACUGGAAGGACGAGUUUUUAAACUGGAAGCCUGAGGACUUUGGUGGUACGACAUCGAUUGCAAUCAGUCGCCAAAAGAUCUGGGCUCCAGAUAUKACUCUUUACAACAGUGUAUUGCAAAAGCCUGGAGAUAUCAAACUCAACUUGCUGGACGAYUUGAUAGUGUCACACACCGGUUACGUCAGAUGGCACUCUCCMGUUAUCAUAUCAUCAACAUGCAAAAUGCAAGUACAUUCAUUUCCAUUUGAUAAGCAGCAGUGCCAACUUGAGUUUGCGUCUUGGAUCCUUGACGCURGCAAGAUGGACAUUCAACUGCUUCAACCUUAUAUCGCCAACGAAAGUUAUUCCCCAAACGAGGAGUGGACGUUUUACAAAAGUAAAGCCGAGCGAAAAGUGAAGAAAUACAAAUGCUGCCCGGACUCUUGGCCAAGUGCUGUGUUUACACUGUUCAUCAAGCGACGUCCAAACUUUUUCAUAUUCAAUCUUGUUCUCCCGUGUGGAAUAAUCACUACUCUUUCGAUAUUUUCGUUUAUUUUGCCACCCAGCUCAGGAGAAAGAGUUUCCUUUAUAAUGACCGUAUUAGUAGCUUAUUCAGUGUACAUGAUGAUAGUAUCAKAUGAGAUGCCACAUGCUUCUGAAACYCCRUUGGCUUCAAAGUGUUUUGCAGUCAUCAUGGUGCAGCAAGCCAUUUCUCUCGCAGCCACAUGCUUUAUCAUAAGAUUUWACARCCAUGACACACCAGUACCAAGAUGGCUUGCUGUCUUAGUGAACAAAUGGCUGGCGCGUUUGAUUAAGAUGAGUUCGGAGAAGAGAUCCAKUGCCCCUUGCAGGACCGGAAACGAUGACCUCAUUAUAAAAAAAUCGUCAUUCGUAAAUGAAGAUUUCAAAAAUGAAUAUGACGAAAUGGUCAAUUAUGGGCCCACAGCRAGAAAUGACAAUGACGUUUUGCUACRAGCCAAAGAUAACAGCACACUUCAAACACAACURGAAAAAGUGAAUAWGGAGGUUAAAGUCGUCACCGAUGUWUUUCGCGACUACAAAGCAAAAGAAAUGCUUCAAGAUGAAUGGAUUUUCGCAACGCAAGUCUUGGACAGGUUUUUUAUUAUCCUUUUUGGAGUGAGCGUUUUUAUUUUAAUGUUGAUAAUUGUGCUAUACAACAAUGAAGUGUUUGACUAGAUUCAGUUUGUGCAUUCAGUUUUCAUCUCAUAGAAAAGUUUCAAAUCAUCUCACUGAAGCACUGCAGGAAAAAGUAGUUCAAAGAACAAUUAAUAGUAAAUGCAUGUAGCUUUUUUUGAAAAGCUAUCCAUGAUUAGCGUUAAUCAGAAACAGUUUUCCGAAUCAUUAGUUUCGAUGAAGUGAAAUCAAGUUUGAAAACGGUGUCAAGGCCUAGAAAGGCCUCUUUGAUCAAUGCUGGAAGAAGCAACCUCGAAUUUCUCGCGGGCCUCGCGUGCAAAGCUAUGAGCAACCUUUUUUCAAAAGGCGAGGAACACGAGGCCGCUAUCUUUUGUUUUGCUCUUUCUGGAACAGAGGCCUUCCACAUGGUUUGCACAGCGGAAUGGAAGAAAAAUAGUAAAUAUUUUGCAAAUGCACCUGCACUCAAAGAUGUAACGACUUUGUUACUUUUAGAUUUCAAUAAUUCAGUAAUCAGUUUAACUUUAGUGACAGUGMUAUAGUGACACACUGAAAUUUGACUUGUUCUGGAAUAAAGGUGGAUCGAUACACUAUCA